UAACAGCUCCUCGCUGGCACAUCUGGAGCGGGAGGAGGACGGGCAGGAGCCACAGGUCCAGCAAGCGAGCCCGAUGCCAACGAGUUUCCUCGGCAGUGCCCUCCGGGGCACCUUCUUCCUCCUUUUUGGUCUCUGGUGGUCGGUGCGGUACCCACUGAGGUACCUCAGGAGGAAAGGCAACGCCGGGAGCCAGCCGAGCCACGGGACCCAGCGCGUGGAAGCCUUCGAAGGGGCGGUCAAAGCUCUCUUUGCUCUAGCAGGGAUGCUGGUGGAGCAGUUUGUUCCCACUGGGCCCCAUCUGCAGCUGUACAGCCCCGAGGCGCGGGGCUGGACCGACCUCACGCGCUGGCACUACACCACCAUCUACCUCUUCUUCCUCCUCUCCGGCAUCGUGGACGUCGUCUCCCACUCCCGGCUCAAGCUGCCGCUCGGCUUGGACCGGCUCUCGCUGUCCGUGGCUCUGCUCGUCGAAGGUUUGCUCUUCUGCUUCUGUGACUACAGCGAUGCAGCGCUGGACCAUCACCUCUAUUCCCUGCUGGCCACGGCUACCUUUGCUGGAGCCCUCUGUGCCCUCCUAGAGGUGUUUAUCCGAGACCACAUCAUCCUGGAGAUCUUCAGGACCAGCUCCUUCCUUCUCCAGGGCUCUUGGUUUUGGCAGAUUGGGUUUGUGCUGUCCCCUCCAUGGGGAGGAGCAGGCUGGGAUCUGACCGACCGCACCAACUUCACGGUCCUCACCAUGUGCUUCUGCUGGCACUACGCAGGGGCUCUUGCAGUCUUGGCAGCAAACGCUGCUGCAUCCCGCUGCUGUAAUGAGUCCUGCCAGCUGAGAUUUGGGGACAUCGACGUGGAGCUGGACUGCGGCAUGUGCAUCCGCAAAGGCAACAAGAGCUCCGGCGGUGCCCUGCUGCCCGAGAGCCCCUCGGAUGACAAAUGAGGCUGUGUUGGGCAUGGAACC
Molecule: messenger RNA, 955 nt
Organism: Pezoporus flaviventris
Lineage: Eukaryota; Metazoa; Chordata; Aves; Psittaciformes; Psittacidae
Product: transmembrane protein 45B-like
Exons: 6
Coding region: 74-934 (286 amino acids)
Source: RefSeq, a predicted model, not a curated record